Symphalangus syndactylus (siamang) is the source of this 8347-nucleotide messenger RNA. RefSeq names its product methyltransferase 16, RNA N6-adenosine (gene METTL16). Lineage: Eukaryota; Metazoa; Chordata; Mammalia; Primates; Hylobatidae. Gene Ontology annotation, biological process: rRNA base methylation. The record is from RefSeq and is a predicted model, not a curated record. Gene Ontology annotation, cellular component: nucleus. Gene Ontology annotation, molecular function: 23S rRNA (adenine(1618)-N(6))-methyltransferase activity.
GUGUCCAAUCACGAGGCUAGAUGGCUUCACAAGAUGGCGGCGCGCGGGGAGCGUAUCAUCUGCGUUUCUAGGAGCUUCGCUGUGCGGCUGCUUUAAGAUUCUAGGAUUCCAGGGUUGUACAGGCCCACGCCAGACACGACGUGUGGCAGGAACCUCGGCCUCAGAGAUGGCUCUGAGUAAAUCAAUGCAUGCAAGAAAUAGAUACAAGGACAAACCUCCUGACUUUGCAUAUCUGGCAUCCAAAUAUCCAGAUUUUAAGCAGCAUGUUCAGAUAAAUCUGAAUGGAAGAGUGAGCCUUAAUUUUAAAGACCCCGAAGCAGUCAGAGCUCUGACUUGUACUCUCCUAAGGGAAGAUUUUGGACUUUCUAUUGAUAUUCCGUUGGAGAGACUAAUUCCCACAGUUCCCUUGAGACUCAACUAUAUUCACUGGGUAGAAGAUCUGAUCGGUCACCAGGAUUCUGACAAAAGUACUCUCCGAAGAGGAAUUGACAUAGGCACAGGGGCAUCCUGCAUCUACCCCUUACUCGGAGCAACAUUGAAUGGCUGGUAUUUCCUCGCAACAGAAGUGGAUGAUAUGUGUUUCAACUAUGCAAAGAAAAAUGUGGAACAGAAUAACUUAUCUGAUCUCAUAAAAGUGGUGAAAGUGCCACAGAAGACACUCCUGAUGGACGCUCUUAAAGAAGAAUCGGAGAUCAUCUAUGACUUUUGCAUGUGCAACCCUCCCUUUUUUGCCAAUCAAUUGGAAGCCAAGGGAGUAAACUCACGGAAUCCUCGAAGACCUCCACCUAGUUCUGUUAAUACAGGAGGUAUCACAGAGAUCAUGGCAGAAGGAGGUGAAUUAGAGUUUGUUAAAAGGAUCAUCCAUGACAGUCUACAACUUAAAAAAAGAUUAAGAUGGUAUAGCUGUAUGCUGGGAAAGAAAUGCAGCCUGGCACCUCUGAAGGAAGAGCUUCGCAUACAAGGGGUUCCUAAAGUCACCUACACUGAAUUCUGUCAAGGUCGGACAAUGAGAUGGGCCUUAGCUUGGAGUUUUUAUGAUGAUGUCACAGUACCAUCACCACCAAGUAAGCGAAGAAAAUUAGAGAAACCACGGAAACCCAUUACAUUUGUGGUGCUGGCGUCUGUGAUGAAGGAACUGUCCCUCAAAGCAUCACCUCUGGGCUCGGAGACGGUGGAAGGCAUAGUCGUCGUCACGACAUGGAUUGAAAAAAUUCUCACUGAUUUGAAGGUCCAGCAUAAACGAGUUCCCUGUGGAAAAGAGGAAGUUAGCCUUUUCCUAACAGCCAUAGAAAACUCCUGGAUUCAUUUAAGGAGAAAGAAAAGGGAGCGAGUGAGACAACUGAGAGAAGUUCCCCGAGCUCCCGAGGACGUCAUUCAGGCCUUGGAAGAGAAAAAGGCCACCCCCAAAGAGUCUGGCAAUAGCCAAGAAUUGGCCAGGGGCCCCCAGGAGAAGCCCCCCUGUGGGCCUGCUCUGCAGGAAGGCGAGCCUGCCACUGUGGAGGGCCCGUGCCCGAGCCAGGAGUCCCUGUCCCAGGAGGAAAACCCGGAACCCAUGGAGGAUGAAAGGAGUGAGGAAAAGGGAGGGGUGGAGGUUUUGGAAAGUUGUCAAGGCUCUAGCAACGGAGCACAGGACCAAGAGGCUUCUGAGCAGUUCAGCAGCCCAGUGGCUGAAAGGGGGAAACGCCUCCCAGGAGUGGCCGGACAGUACCUGUUUAAGUGUUUGAUAAACGUUAAGAAGGAGGUGGACGAUGCCUUAGUUGAGAUGCACUGGGUUGAGGGCCAGAACAGGGAUCUGAUGAACCAGCUUUGUACCUACAUACGUAACCAAAUUUUCAGGCUUGUUGCCAGUUAACUAGAAAGUUCUCGCACCGUUGGAAAUGUGUUUAUAGUAACUUGCUUUGGAGUGGCCUGUGGGGUGGCAAGAGGAAUCCUAGCAGCGGCCCGUUAGUAGCACGAUGUGGAAUUAUCUUCGAAAACAAAAACCUAUGAAUCUGUCCCCCACCUCCCCCCACCUCCUUCCCGCUUUUGGAGUUACAGGGAGUUGUAGUGCGGCCGUUUACAAGGAGGAAUUGUGGUCAUCAGUAACAACAAAAAGCCCUCAGUAAACUCCCGAGGGAUUGCAAGUUGGCUCAAGCUGGCCCCCUCAGCUUUGGACUGCCUCUGCAAGGCCAAAAGGGUUGUUUGUGGAGUCUGGGCUGGGCAGCACUGCCUAGAAUAUCAUGCUCUCUCUGUCACCCAAGGGUGUUUCUUGAGGAGGGGGAGCUCUCUGCCUCCAGUUGGAGGUCCUGUUCCAGUUGGAGGUACCCUCUUCUAGGUCACUCUUCAAGAUGGGGCCUACCUUGCAUCAGUCCCACAAAGGGAGCCGUAUGGUGGGGGGUGGGGAAUCGGGGAGAGAAACCUUAGUAAUGCUGGGAAGGAGGAGCAGAGUCUGGGGACCACCCGGUAAAUGGCACAUUCCUGACACAUGGCUGUUUUGAUGUUGCUUAUUUCAGGAGCAGAAUUAGGUAGGCAAAACUCCCAGGCGUGACUGAGGCACACAGAAGGCACCCAUACUCCCACCUCCAGCCUGUUGACAGUACCAUUUUGUAGCAGUUUUACUACUGUAUGAUUUUUGUUCGGACAUUUGAAGUAGAGCCUGUUUUGUUUUUAAUAUAAGAAUAUUCACAAAUUAAAAACCCGCGGUCCUAUUUGAAUCCUGGGGUUAGCUGAUGACAGAAAUGAGAAAUGGAACAAAAUAGUAUGUGCUGUAGGUAGCUUAAGAAAGUCUCAGAUAUUUUGUUGCUGAUCAAAUACUGUUUUUUUGUGGCUUCACUUGUAAUCCCCCCUGUACUUAACCUACUCACAUUGGAGAGUUCUGAGGCCGGGGUAACCAUGUCCUUAAAACACGUUUCUAAUUGGAAUGCCAGGGUUCAGUAGCAAUCCCCCCAGAAAAGGGGUGACCUUCUGCUGUGCUUGACUUUAACAGCUUGAUGUUGCAUCAGCAGCUGAGGGUUCUAUUUAGACUAAAAUCUUUGCCAGAGCUUCUUGCCAUCUGCUAAGAAGACUGAGUAGUUAAGCCAGCCUUCUGAGAGGUGGCUGUUGGUGAGGACAGGAAGCUGGUGACCUUGGCAUAUCUUGGCAGCACUUGGAUCGGGCCCUCGGCAGAGACACAGGAAGUGGAACUACUGUGCUUUAAUUUGGCUGUGGAGCUGGAGCUAGAGAAGACAGCAUACUGGCCAGUGGCUUUUUGAUUGAUUGAUUGUUAUGAGAUGGAGUUUCACUCUUGUUGUCUAGGCUGGAGUGUAGUGGCGCAAUCUCAGCUCACUGCAACCCCCGCCUCCCGGGUUCAAGCAAUUCUCCUGCCUCAGCCUCCUGAGUAGCUGGAAUUACAGGCACGUGCCACCAUGCCUGGCUAAUUCUGUUUUUGGUAGAGAUGGGAUUUCACCAUGUUGGCCAGGCUAAUCUUGAACUCAUGAUCUCAGGUGAUCUGCCCACCUUGGCCUCCCAAAGUGCUGGGAUUACAGCCGUGAGCCACCACUCCCAGCCUCUGACCAGUGUUCUUAACCUGGUCCGUGGACCUCCAGAGAGUCCAUAUACCUCCUAGAGUUACUUCUAAAAGCUCUGUGAGCGUGUGUGUGUGUUUUUCCUGGAGAGAGGGUUCCCAAAACCCUCAGACAUAGACAAAGUGGUCAAUAACCCACUAAGGAUUAAGAAUCAUUAUUCUAGUCCAAGCAUUCACGUGUCAGGCUGCAAAAAACAAUACCCAGGGUCACACAGAGCCAAGACUCAAUUCAGGACCGUGGAUUCCGCUGGUCUAGAAAUUUUCUACUGUGCUAGCCCACACCAUCCCACUAUCCUUACCUCGAGUGAAUAUCACAUUUGAGUCAUUUGCUGGACCCAAACGUAGUUUCCUUGGUAUAAUUUUAGGAUAAUUGUUUAAGUGGCAACUAUUCAUUCAGUAAGUAGUAAGUACUUAUUGUUUGCUUGUUUCAUUAUGAAAGAGUGGCACAUGCUCAUUAAAGAUUUGGAAAAAUGAAAGUCAAAACAACAAAAUCACCCCAGUCCCAACCUUCUGUGACAUAACCACUUUUGGUAUUGGCGCAUUGCUUUCCAGUCUCUCUGUAGACAGGGUGUGUGAGUGUGUGGGUUUAACUGGUGGUACUCAUGCUGCAUAUUCAGUUUUAUAUUCCGGUCCUUUUUUCAUUUAACAUCUUACAAGUAUUUUUCCGUGUUCUAACACUAAUGUAUUGACUUACACUCCUUGCCUGUUCAAAAUGUCUUUCAGGCACAGCACUGGCCUUUAAGUCUGUGUCUUAGGGAUUUCCAGAGAAUGCUCUGUGUAUUGAGGCACAGAAGGUGUUUCUGUGUCUUAGUGUGUUUCUGUCCCUAGGUUUAAGGCUUCCUGUCAUGGAGGAGAUUUCAUAGAUGUUAAGCUAAUGACCUUAGAGUUUUAAAAAAUCCAUGACAGUGGCUGGGCGCAGUGGCUCAUGCCUGUAAUCCCAGCACUGUGAGGCUGAGGUGGGCACAUCACAUGAGGUCAGGAGUUUGAGACCAGCCUGGCCAACAUGGUGAAACCCCAUCUCUACUCAAAAUACAAAAAUGAGCCAGGCAUGAUAGCGCGCACCUGUAAUUCCAGCUACUCGGGAGGCUGAGGCAGGAGACUCAUUUGAACCUGGGAGGCAGAGGUUGCAGUGAGCCGAGAACGCCACUGUACUACAGCCUGGGCGACAGAAUGAGACUGUCUCCAAAAAAAAAAAAAAGAACAGAACCCGUGAGCAGGCCAGCUUUCAGUCUGGAGCCGAGUGCCUUCUGUGCAUUUAGAUGUUUCCAUUUCCUUCCCUGAGAAGAUUUUCUUAGGCUGCCUAGUGAGAGAACAUUGAAAAUAUUUUUAAAGGACAUCUAAACAUUGUUUUGGUCAUGCAUAUGCUUUAUAAUUGUGUGUUGUUUCACAGCAUAUACCUUUGGCACAGGUGGGCAAGUUUUUCUUUGAAGAAAUAGGUUAUUGACUCAUGUCAUAAUCUUGAGUGUUACUCUCCUGAAGUGUCCAGAGAUCACAUUCAUGUUGUUGGGUUGGUAUGAAAUUAAAUCUUUGUGGUGUGAUCCUAAAUUCUCUUCUGGUCCCUAGAAUCGGCUUCUGGUCUCCUGAUAACUGAAGUGGAGACAGAAGCUGACAGAAGCUGAGCCUGUUUUCCAGGCAAACUAAAGCUGCUUUUGUGCUUCGGAAUCUGCUUUGCCUCCGUCAGCCUGGUUCCUUCCCCACACAUGCUGGCCGCACUGUCCCCACUCCAGACCUCUGCUGCGUGUCCUGGCAGGGCCGCGGCUCUGCAGUGGCCUUUCAACUCAUCCUAAGCUUCGUGUAGAUUAGUAUAUAUUUUUUUAUAAAACAUAAAGCCUUUCCUCUCGAUGGAAAUCAAAGCUUACCAUGUGAGCACUCGAACUUCUAAGUUCUGACAGGAAUAACAAAACUGCAAGGAGUGGAAAAGAUGGAAAAGCCUGGGGGAAAUCCGAGGCCUUUUGAAAGAAGGGAGCUGAUGACUUCAUGACCAGCUCCUGGAGCCCCGCCUUUCUGCUGAAGCCGCGGCAUUUCCCGCCGUGGCCACACGAGGGCACCCUUGGCCCUUUUAUCAAAGCGCCUUCACUUCCCCGUGGGAAUGGAGACGAUUCUGUCCAUGGUGUUUGCUUGAAAUACCCAGUUGCUACCUAGAUUUGUAUUUUUAUGUAAACAAAUACAUUUUCACAGAAAUAAGAUUUGAAAAAUAAAAGUAGAAAGAGAAAAAAACACUAGCCAUGGUCUCUUUACCUGGUAUAAUCUCUUUCGACCUUUUAAUGUUUUUUUAAUGGUCCCAGCUGACUAUUUUUUCUAUUCUUUCCAGCUGUCCUACCCUAGAAUAUAUCCAGGGCCAGUCCUUUGGAUCAAGUUUUUCUUGAUAUCUAGUUAAUGAAGAUACUGGAGAGGAAAUGCUGAGUGAUCUUCAAACAGUAGUUUUCCAAAAGCCUUAUGUUCCAGGAGUAAUACCAAGAUCUCCAAGAAAGCAGCUGGGUUCAGAAGGCAGGGCGCGGUGGUUCAUGCCUGUAAUCCCAGCACUUUGGGAGGCAGAGGCGGGUGGAUCACAAGGUCCAGAGUUCAAGACCAGCCUGACCAACAUGGUGAAACCCCAUUUCUACUAAGAAUACAAAAAUGAGCUGGGCGUGGUGGUGUAUGCUUGUAAUCCCAGCUACUCAGGAGGCUGAGGCAGGAGAAUCGCUUGAACCCGGGAGGCGGAGGUUGCAGUGAGCCAAGAUUGUGCAACUGUACUCCAGCCUGGGCAACAGAGUGAGACUCAGUCUCAAAAAAAAAAAAAAAGCAGCUGGGUUCAGUGUUCUUUUGUUGACCCUUGUUUGGGGUUGCUCUGGUUGGCUGGCUAACAUGCAUGUUGUGUGUUGCUUAUAUCAGAAGUUGAGGGUUCUGUGUGGGGUAGAUGCUGUCGGUUAGCCAGGCCUUGCUUCUCACAAGGGGCGUUUCUGGGGAGAACAUGGAUCUUACUAACCCUGGGGUCUGUGUGGGCUCAAGGAGGAUCCCAUCUCCCCUUAUGUUUGUGGUACAGGAUCAGAUGUGGCCACCAGCAGUUGUGCACCUUAGGGUGAGGAGGGUCCAGGUAGGAAAAGUCAGUCAAGAGCCCUCUGGAGGCCGGGCGCGGUGGCUCACGCUUGUAAUCCCAGCACUUUGGGAGGCCGAGGCGGGCGGAUCACGAGGUCAGGAGAUCGAGACCACAGUGAAACCCCGUCUCUACUAAAAAUACAAAAAGUUAGCCGGGCGUGGUGGCAGGCGCCUGUAGUCCCAGCUACUCGGAGAGGCUGAGGCAGGAGAAUGGCGUGAACCCAGGAGGCGGAGCUUGCAGUGAGCCGAAAUUGCGCCACUGCACUCCAGCCUGGGCGACAGAGCGAGACUCCGUCCCAAAAAAAAAAAAAGAGCCCUCUGGAAGAAGGAGCAUUUCAAAGGUGCAGCAGGUUUAUGGCGAUAGAGGGGGUUCCCUCAGGAAAGGGUCAUGGCCUUUUUAGGGAAGUUGGUGCACAGGAGACUUGGUUUGCUGAAUAGGCACUAACCUCAGUAAAACCCAGAAGAGGCUGAAUAGAAUGAAUUGGCUCCUGCCUCCUGCAGGCAGCACUGAUGUGUUGAACCUCUCUAGUAAUUCCGAGUACACAGCUCUCGGUGUGAGUGCCAGCGCAGUAUUAGAGGCCCGUAAGGCGCCCGCCCCACUGAUGAUGGGUGUCACACGUGCCCCGGCGUUCCUGCUCUGCUCUGUGACAUUCACAUCCUCUGCUGUGACUCAGCCAAAUGACUAAAACAGCGGUUGAUGUUUUAAAUUGCUGGUUGGAGCAGCUAAUGCUGCCUGGUGGAGGAGGCUGUGCUUUGUACUCCAGGGACUAUGUUGUGACUACGGAACGCCCUUGCCCCUCGAGGUGCCCUUUGAGGUGUAGCCUGUCUGCCAGUCUCAAUCCAAGCAGAAGCGUGGGUUUCCUUAGGGAAGAGGAAGAUUAUGGGUGCUUCCCUCACAGGGGAACUGAAAGGAGAAGGGGUAGAGGAAAAGUACAGCCGGACUUGGCAGAACUGGCUCACGAACGGUGCUCUGAGAGGGCCAGGCAGGUGUAAACCCAAGACCCUUUUCCACCCACCCCAGGGGAGCGAGAGGCAGGAAAGAGCAAGACUUCGACGUUCAGACCUGGGUUCCCGUCCAGGUCCAUUCCUUGCACGGAUUAAGUCCGUUUACUAAGCCUUGUCUUCCUUAUGCCACAGAUGAGGAAUUCUCACUUCACAGAGUUAGAGCAGUGCUUAAGUGUGAGAAGGACUGAGAUCUCAGCAGAGGGUGGAAACACUUGCUCCUCUUCUGAUUCUUUGAAUUUUCAAUUUCCAUUCAGAAAACCUUCUACCAGUAGACUCAGAUGAAAAGGCUGAGACCUCACGUGUAUGCCUGCAGGUGUAAAGUACCACUGUUGACAAAGAGCAAAACCCAUACUUGAUGUGAUGGAGGGAGGACCGGGGGCCAACAUUGAUGGUCCACCCUCCACACACACUGUCUCAUUUAGGAACCCCGUCAGCCUGUGUGAUGUGCCUGCGUGGUGGCUGAAGGAAAUGGAAGCUCAGAGAGUGUCAGUGACUUGCUGUAAGGUUAUCUACGGAGCUCAGUCAUAGAAAUGGGAUUUGAACUCAGGUCCAAGAAGCCAAGACUGGGAUCUUGUGCCACAACUCAAAAGUCUAUGGCAAGUGCUGCACUUCAUGUGGAAAUGUACUUCCAGGCUCGUCUGACCCACCUCUAGGGAUGGAGACUGCAGUGAUACGACACGGGGAAGGAAAAAAGCAUCUUUCACCUUCAGAGUUUAGCCCUUUAAG